CGGACUGGGUGAGGGCCGUUGUCUCCCUCGACGACGAUCGCCUAGCUCCGACCUGUUUGCGAUUGCUUCGCUCGAGGAAGAAUAGCGAUUCUCUGACGAAACCGAAGCUCGAUCCGUUCUUGAUCAUCCGAUCGUUCUUGGCGGGCAAAUUGCAUCAACAAAAUGUUACAGUGGAUGGGAGGCUCACGGAGGAAGGUGAAUACUUCCAGGAAGUCAAUGCAUAAUAAGCAAAAACAUUACUUUGAACAAAGGAAACGUCAACAGCAAACAACUGGACUGGAUAAUCAUAUUCAUGACAGUAGUAAGCGAGCACACUAUCCUGAGGAACCUCGAUCACUUGAUAUACUAAGCUUUCUAAACUUGGCAACAGUUGCUCAACAAGGUUACUCAAGUCACAAUUCUUGUUUUCAACAAGAGAUUUUGUUACCAGAUAAGUGUUCUGCAGCCAUCACUGAAAAUGCUUCAGCAACUCAAAGCCUUAGCAACAAAGUGGAAGGCUAUAAGACAUCGGCAUCUUCCUGUAAAUUUAGUCCCAUUUCUACUCAUUUGAAAUCAGAGGAAAAACAAGAGGAUAUCCAGGAUGAGGUCUCAGUCCUUGAUCUACUCAAUGAUGACAACAAAAAAAUUGACUGCAGAGGAAGAGUAGUUCCCGAAAGUCAUGUUGCCUUUUCAGUGGGAGGUCUUGGUAAUGUUGGGAUGGAAACUCCUGCUCACUCACCAAGAACACAAAUAAGGAGUUUCGUUUCACCUCUAAGGAUGUCAAAGCAAGUACAAAAUUCGGCAAAUCUUAGGUCCAUGUCUUAUGAUCUUGGGAUAGAACUGAGUGCAGCUAUGUGUGAUACUGAGAAGCCAAUACAUGGGCAUUCUGCUGGAGUAGCUUGCAAACAAAAGGGUACUUUUGAAAAGGAGAAUAGGACAAGUAUGAAGUUUAUUGACUCAUGUAUCUACUCAGAUGUGCUUGAUGAUCUAUCUGAUUGCUUUGGUAGUGGCAAUGAAAAUUUUCAAGAAUGUCGAAAUGAACUAUGGGAAUUUAGUAAUGGCAUGCUGGAUGAUGAUUUCGUCAGUAUAAGGGAGUAUGAGACAGUAAGGCAGAAUAAAUCAUUCUAUUCAGAGAGUCAUGCUUCCAUCUUGUCAAAUGCUAAAUUUUCUGACGCAUAUGAGUGUGGCCUUGGAGAUUUCUUCUUAGACAGAAGCAGAUCUGAGGCAAAACAACAGAAGAGAUGCAGCAAUUCAGCAAAAAGUGGCUCUUUAUUCAAUCUUUCGGCAGUAGGAAAAGACUUCAGCCUUGUAUCUCCUCACAAGGAUAGAAGUCUGUUUGAUCUACCGUCUUGGUCUUUCUCACAAAAAGAAGACUUGCUGGACAUCAUAAGUUCAUCAAGCGAGGAGUCCUGCUCAUCUACUGCAGUGGGGAAAGGUAAGAGUUAUGACAUACUAUCACACUUAACACAAUUGAAAGAAAGCAAGAAAAUCCAUUCAGAUGAUCUGGAUAUAAGCUUAGUGAAUCUGAAAGGACGCAAGAAAAACCACAUGGAUGAGCUGGAUAUGAACAUAGAUGUAUCAUCUCCAGUUCAGAGAAUUCCAGAUCCUGACUGCAUUUUUCCCUUCAAGGAGGACUUUCCUUCAGUACUGAGUCCCAGGACAGACUUCACACGGGGAAGAUCUAAAUCAAACAUACCUGUUGACCAUGAAAGUUUUUAUGACUUCAACUUUGAGAACAAUAUAUCAGGAGAGCUAUCAGGUUUUGCCUUUCGGCCCCAGAAGCCUCACGCACAUACCCAGAUGUCAGAAGGUUGUUUACCAUAUUCAUUUUCUGCUGGGGACAGUCAACAUGACACUCAAUUGUCUGAUUCAGUGAGGCAAAGGAAUGCUAGCAAGACCAGUGGAGAAUCAGAAGGAAUUUCAAUAAAUCUAGAAAACAAGAUCCUUAGUGAAAAAUCUUUGUAUUCACUAAGCGAAAGAGAGAAUAACAACGAGGCACCAAGUGAACGUCUAGAACUGAACAAGAGGAAAGCAUCAUCCUGCAGCUCCAAGGCCUAUGAUCCUCCUGAAGAAGCUGAGGUUCCAUGGAAAACCAAGGAAGUUUCUGAACUUCAGACUUACAUUAAUGACAAAGUUUCUCUGGAUCCUUCAGAUAUCAGAAACAAAGAGUCUCUUAAAGAUAAUUUGGGAUCCGAAGUGACAUUGUUGGAAGCAUUCCAGGUGAGGUCUCUGAUAUGUCUUACCAAGUUCUGCUAGAAAGAUAUGUUCUUCAACUUCUCUGUGUACAAAAAGUGCUUAUUGAAGCAUGACAAAGUAAUACUGGGAUGCAGUGAAGAAUAAUUUUCAUUCCCCAGAUCAAGUAAACUGACCCCUGUAUGAUAGGAUUGGAUAUAACCGGAAAAAAAUGUACUUUUCUGUAAUUGAGGGCAAGGAUCUCUCUGAACGACAAGGAGCGGAGACAGCAUUGAAGUUUAAUAGUUUUACAUCCAAAUCUCAAACAAUGUCUCUGGGAAUUGAACAAUUAGGCCUUGCUAAUCCCUCUAUAGACCAUUUAUCAAUCAUCAAUCUUGUUGAAUUCA
Musa acuminata subsp. malaccensis (wild Malaysian banana) is the source of this 2558-nucleotide messenger RNA. The record is from RefSeq and is a predicted model, not a curated record. Lineage: Eukaryota; Viridiplantae; Streptophyta; Magnoliopsida; Zingiberales; Musaceae.